Molecule: messenger RNA, 421 nt
Organism: Pterocles gutturalis (yellow-throated sandgrouse)
Lineage: Eukaryota; Metazoa; Chordata; Aves; Pterocliformes; Pteroclidae
Product: solute carrier family 25 member 36
Exons: 4
Biological process (GO): pyrimidine nucleotide import into mitochondrion
Cellular component (GO): mitochondrion
Molecular function (GO): pyrimidine nucleotide transmembrane transporter activity
Source: RefSeq, a predicted model, not a curated record
AUGUGGGGGUACUGUUGGUGCAAUUCUGACAUGUCCACUGGAAGUUGUGAAAACACGAUUGCAGUCCUCCUCUGUGACUCUCUACGUUUCUGAAGUCCAUCUCAACACUGUGGAUGGUGCUGGCAUCAAUCGAGUAACUAGAGUUUCUCCUGGACCUCUCCAUUGUUUGAAGAUGAUCUUGCAAAAGGAAGGCCCUCGUUCUCUGUUUAGAGGGCUGGGUCCUAAUUUAGUAGGCGUUGCUCCUUCCAGAGCAAUAUAUUUUGCUGCUUAUUCAAACUGCAAGGAGAAGUUGAACAAUAUUUUCAGUCCAGAUUCUACACAGGUACACAUGAUUUCAGCUGGUGUGGCAGGUUUUACUGCAAUCACAACAACUAAUCCCAUUUGGCUAGUAAAGACACGAUUACAGCUUGAUGCAAGGUAA